UGGGGCAGGACGGAGGUAAGUGGAGCGGCCUGGUACUGUCUACUUUUCUCCUCCUCCUUCUUCUCCUCCCCCUGGAGUGCGGACCCACGACUCCCAGCUGGCCUCGGGAGCUCCGGGGGUGGGAGCGGUGAAGGUGCAGGAAGAGCGGCUGCGUCGCGUGGCAUUUAGGGAGUCUGAGGAUCAUGAAAUGGACAAGCUCUUGCAACUUGGCGGCUUGUUACACCGUUUUGGCGCGGGGAGCCGUUUUCGGCGUUUGCAUUUAAAGCCGGGGCUCACCUCCGAAGCUUUCCUGUCUCAUGAAGAUCUAUCAUCAAUGAUAGGGGACUUGUUACUGGUGUGUUGGCUGUCCCUCCCAGUUUUUUGUCAGCUCCAAAUUUGUUUGCAGGUUCUUUCUAUCUUGUAUGAUAUGCAAAAAUGUCAGAGGAUUUAAGGAAAAGAUUCGAGUUUCCCAAUUCCCUUAUCCAGUCACAGGCUGUAGGUCACCUUAUUGCUGCAGUAUUGAAAGAAAAUAGUUUGUCAGAAAAGAUCAACCAAUCUACAAACCAGACUCCUGCUUUGAAUCUCUUGUGGGAGAAGUGUUGCAGUGACAAUGUUGUGGUUCGAACUGCCUGCUGUGAGGGUCUGGUGGCACUUGUUGUACAGAAUCAUGCUGAGUUCAGCUACAUUCUUAAUGGAAUACUCAACCUUAUCCCCUCAACCAGAAAUACACAUGGCCUAAUAAAAGCUGUUGUGAAGUUAUUACAAAUGCAAGCACUGAAAGAAGGAAAGGAUGGAGAGAAUGCUGUGAAAGAUUUGUAUGGCAUCCGAAACCAUCAUCAUCCUCUCAUCACUGUGCUUGAAAACAGGUCAGAUUGCUGGCCAGUUCUUCUACAACAGCUUACAGCUUUUUUUCAGCAGUGCCCAGAAAGAUCAGAAAUUUUAUGCAUCUCUAUAAUGGCCCCAUUUCUCCGUUACCUUUAUUGUGAACCAUCCCAGUUACAGGAGUAUUCCAAAUUGAGGAUGGGUUUGCUUAAAGUGUUGCUCCAACCCAAGGGACCUGGUGAUAAAGAAAAACCCUCCUUAAUGGAAAAACAUGUUCUUCAGUUGUUUUGUGACUUGGUUCCAUAUUUACAGGUGAAAGAUUUGGUACAAACAACAGAAGUGACACUGUUUCUUCAAGAAUUAUAUUUGAAUCUUUUACGUCAUCCUGUUUUCUGGGAAAAGGAGCUCAUCCAGCUAAGCCUGCAAAUUCUGUGUGUUUGUGAAGUUAGCCUAAAGAUAACUGGAGAGUGUUCAUCUUUAAUUCACCUUUUAGAGCAAAAUUUUGAACUUCUGAAAGAGGGAUUUCCAGUUGAACAAGCAAUAAUUGGAUUAAGUUUACUCAUCCUACAGACACCCACAAGUCAGCACAAACCAAUCCUAAAUCUAGCUUUGAAACUCCUCUCCUCUCCGGGGACCAAGAACAUCCCAACCUCAUCCCUGCUGCUGGUGAUGCCACUGCUGCAGAUUUUGUCAUCCACAGCCUUGGAGGAUUGUAUUUCAGCAGAAGAUGGCAGCCCUUCUAGACAAGAGCUGGCUCUAACCCUCUUGGAAAUGGUUCAACAGGAGGGCUCCAGAGAACAAAACCAGUUGACGUCCUAUAAGCUUGCUUUCCCUGUAACCAGCAUGUAUUAUCCGAUGUUUACAACCUGGAGAAUCCUUGAACAAAUGAAAGAAGAGUCCACAGUAUGUGAUUGGCUGUCUUCUGUGAAAUCAUUGCUGCCUAUUGCCACCCAUGUUCCUGUACAUGUUUUCCUUCUGUUGGCCCACUUGCUCGUUCAAGAAAAAGGAGAGAGUCUUCGCAAUGUACUUAGGACCACCACUGAAAUAGCCAAAGCUGACUCCUCUCAGGUACCAAAUCUUGUCCCUGUGUUGAUGUUCAAACUUGGAAGACCACUGGAACCUAUUUUGUAUAAUGACAUUUUGUAUACUCUCCCUUCUUUGGGAGUCCAUAAGGUUUGUGUUGCACAAAUACUGCGCGUGAUCCAGGUUCUGGGAAAUACUCCACAACUUAGAGCUGUCACUUUACGCUUAAUGACAUCUUUGUGGGAGAAACAGGAUCGUGUGUACCCAGAACUGCAGCGGUUCAUGGCAUUGUCUGACGUCCCAUCUUUAUCUGUGGGCAAAGAGACACAGUGGGAGAAGCUGAUUGCCAAAGCAGCCUCCAUCAGGGACAUCUGCAGACAGAGACCAUACCAGCAUGGGGCAGAUAUGUUGGCAGCUAUUUCACAGGUGUUGAAUGAAUGUACCAAGCCUGAUCAGGCUACUCCAGCAGCCUUAGUAUUACAAGGUCUUCACGCGCUCUGCCAAGCUGAGGUUGUUUGCAUUCGUUCCACAUGGAGUGCCCUCUCUCCAAAGCUGAGUUGUGACACACGGCCUCUUAUAUUAAAGACAUUAAGUGAGCUAUUUGCUCUAGUUCCAUCACUGACAGUGAACACUUCUGAAUAUGAGAAUUUUAAAGUUCAAGUUCUCAGCUUCCUCUGGAGUCACUCUCAAAGCAAGGAUCCUACUGUGGCAACUGCUGCGUACAAAUCCUUGUCAGCAUUUGGUUCCGAAGAGCACACCAUUCUUCAUCUCCCUGAAGAGGUAAGGCCAGAAAUUGAUCUCCCAGAAGAGCUGGAUGGAAAUGAAGAAGAAGAGGAGAAGGAGCCAGACCUUUCUGUCCCUGGUUCUUCUUACAUCAAACUACUUUCAGUCACCAGUCCUUCAGUCCUUUCAGCACUUGAAGAGUUUUUUGUAUCACUUGUGAAGCAAGAGAUGGUGAAUAUGCCUCGUGGUAUCUACCAUUCUGCAUUAAGAGGAGGUGCAUCUCGUUCUGACCAAGGGAAGACAAUAGCAGGAAUUCCCAAUUUCAUGUUGAAAAUGUAUGAGAAAAAUAAACAACCAGGCCUGAAAUCUGGCCUUGCAGCUGGUAUGUUGCUUUGCUACGAUCUUCCAAUCCACAUGGGUAAAGAUGGCAAACCCAUCAAUCGAUUCUUGGCCAGUAGAGGGAGGAGCUUCCAGCAGAUCUUAGUGGCUCUUAUUCAUGAGGUGAAUAUCCAGCCAUCUGAAUGGCACCGAUCAAUCCUUCUUCCACAGUCCUGGCUGGGAUUUAUGAAUAGGACAUACCAUGCAGUCUUACAGGGAAGACAGGCAGAGCUGGAUAUGCAGUUAAAACAUGGAAAAGAUGCUCCCGAGGAGAUACAAUACAAGAAAUUUACAGCUUGGCUCUGGGUUAGAGACAUGCUGACUGACCAGAUCAUCAAGUCAGCCUCGAAGGAAAGCCCAGUGGUCAAAGGGAAUUCACUCCUGGCAUUAACCAGUCUUGCUGUUGUUGUAUCUAAACAUGAAAACAGCCUUUCCUCAGAAACUGAUGGGGCACCAGAGAUUGAACCUGAUUUCCUUCCCAUGAAACAGUGGAUUUCUAUGGUGGUCAAUACCCUCUUAGUAAUUGUGGACAGCCAUCACCAGCCCAAGGGACAAGUCUUCUCCUGGUUCUAUCACAAAUCAUACUCUGGUGAAAACACAGCUAGUGCCAUUGCUCGUUCCUGUGCUGCCAUGGCCUUAUCCCUCCUGGUUCCAGUUUUCAUUUUGUCUUGCAAGGAGAAGGUGGAAGAAGUUUUGAGUAUGUUGACUGCUAGAUUACCUGGGAAACCAAGUGCAGAUGAGUCUCAAGCCGUUCAAAUCCACAUGGGCCUUGCUUUGGGGAUGUUUAUCUCUCGUUUGUGUGAGGAGAAAGUCAGUGAUGUAUCUGGCCAACAGUUGAACCUUCUUCUGAUGACAUCUUUGGAUGCUUUGGAAAACUGCUGCUUUGACACCAGUAUCGAAUACAACACUGGUUGCAUCCUCGGAGUAGGACUUGUCCUGUCACUCAUGAGCCACAGCAGUCAAACUGAGUCCCGUGUACACAUUGCUACAUCUCUUCGAAAGCUCUCGACAUACCUGGAUGAGAGUGGGGACCAAAGCAGAACAUUCCAAGAGGUCCUUGCUUACUCUCUCAGUUGUGUAUGCACUUCGGCUUUCGGCGCUGGAAUUAUUGAGGCCAUGGAGGCUGAAGAUAUUAUGAAUAAACUUCGGACAUUAGUUGAAAAUAACCAGCAGAAUUCAGGCUUUGCGUUGGCAUUAGGGAACAUCGUUCAUGGUUUGUCAGUCUGUGGACAUGGAAAAGCAGAAGACUUGAGCAACAGACUACUUCCAGCGUGGAUAAAAAUUGUUCUUACAGAGGGCUCUCCCACAAUGCAAUGCCUAGCAGCUGUUAAUGGUCUGGUUGCCUUGGUUGGUUCUGAAGGUGCAAUCAUGCAGCUGAAAUCAGAAACAAUUCAAGCUUCUCACUUUCAAAGUCAACUUAAUGAAGUAAUCAGAACCAUAACUCAGGUCAUCAGUUUCUCUGGAGUGAUUGGACUGCAGACAAAUGCAGCUUGGCUUCUUGGACAUCUUCAUCUAUCCAGCUUGUCUUCGAGUCAGAGCAGAACAUCUGUUCCUGCUGACUUUAGCUAUUUGCCUGAGAACAGCUUUAUUAGGGCAGCUGUUGACUUUAUCAUUGAAGGAGGGAAGAAAGGUCCUGAAUCUGUUCCUCCUUCCCUGGUGAAAGUAGCCAUGAAACCCAUAGCAACUGUUGGAGAAAAUUACCAGUAUCCUCCUGUGAAUUGGGCUUCCCUGCUUUCCCCUCUUAUGAGACUGAACUUUGGUGAAGAAGUUCAGCAGUUAUCCAUUGAAAUUAUGGUAACCCAGGCACAAUCAUCUCAAAAUGCCGCUAUGCUGUUGGGAAUGUGGGUGGUGCCACCGCUAAUCCACAGUCUGAAUCUGAAAACAAAAAAGUACCUUUUGGCGUCUCUACCACUGUGGAUGAAACAUGUAUCUGAAGACCAGCUCCAGGUUUUCACUGAAGUGUUUAUGGUGCAGCUUUUUGAAGCUUCUCUUGCUGUCCAGGAUCCUGAGUUAUGUCAGAGUGCCUUAGCCUUACAGGGACUUAGCCAGGCUAUGAAACUGCCCAGUCCAGCUCAGUACCUCUGGAGUCAACUCUGCUGGGCUACUGAGAAAAUCUUUGAUCUUUUGCCAAACAAGAUUCGGAGAAGUGAUGUCGACCUGUAUAUCAAUGCAGCAAAAUGCCUUUCAGAAAUGACAGAUGCUGAGAUUGAUCGUAUUACCCAUAUUACUAAGAACAACAUAAAGAAGGCUGCCUUUGUGAAAGUAUAUUUAGUCUCUCAAGGUCGAUUUCCUCUGAUGCACUGGAAUGAUGUUAUUGAGGUUGCAGUUCGAUGUCAAGACAGAGAAACAGUUGCUUGGAUGAUGUUACAUGGUUUAUAUCAUGCCCGAAUUAUAAGCCAUGCAAACACAGGAGUGCUGAAGAGAAUGGAAUGGCUGUUGGAACUGAUGGGUUACAUUAGAAAUGUUGCUUACAAGUCAACAUCUGUUGAGAAUGUGGCUCUUGAAGAGGCUAUCAACUUUCUGUUGCUGCUUUUUGCAGCUUCUGUGGUUGCAUGGGGUGACCACGAUGCCCCUCUCCUGCUUGGACUCAGUGCCAGCUGGUUGCCAUGGCACCACGAAGGAGGCGUAGCUGGGUCCUCUCCUGGUUAUCUUGGCCAGAGUCCAAACAACAAGGUCACCUUGCAGGAGACUCUCACCCUCCUUCCCAGCAGCAUGCUGCUUCUGCUAAGCAAAGAACCAUGGAAGGAGCAAACACAAAAGUUCAUAGAUUGGCUAUUCAGUAUUAUGGAAAGUCCUCAAGAAGCACUCUCAUCAAGUUCCAGAGAUCUUUUAAAAGCUACAACUCUGGCGUUGAGGUUUCUUCCUGAAUUUAAGAAGAAAGUAGUAUGGUCCAGGGCAUAUGGUUGGUAACCAUUCUGCCAGAAGUCAGCAUUCCUAGCUGGAAAAAGAAGGAAUCUUAAGCCUAGUGUUUGUCCAUUCCAGACAUACAGCAGAGAGCAGAAUGACAUAUUGCUGACCGGAUAUUUGGAAAACACAUACCAGGAAUCACCACGGACUGGUUUGAUUAACAGACCAAACUUGGACUGGAAUCUUACAUUGUAUUUUCCUUAAAUUAUAUUUAUUUCAAACUGUAGAGACUUUGUUUUUUAUAAAACCCUAAAAUAUAACACCCAAGAUCCAAGUAAAAAUAAUUUUUGGAGUUAUUGUAUGUAUGUAUGUAUCAUAUUUAUUUUGAAAUUGAAGGGUUUUUCACUUCUAACACUGAAGAGCAAAAAGCCAGGUUACAAGGUGGAUGGCAAUGUCCUCCCUUUCCCACAUUUCCUAUGUACUCUAUAUUAGAUUUGCUUAACUUAAACAAGAUGCCUUAUUCUUUUUUAUUAAAAUAACAUUUUAUAUGAAACGAUAUACAAGCAGAAACAUUAAGUAAUAAACAAGUUAAACUCUGGCUUUAGUGGGGAAGGAUGUUGUUAAAUUCAUUAAGUUUGGCUCAGUUUAGACUUCUUUUUUAAAAGUUAAAAUCAUUUGUUUUGAUUAGAAACACCAGUCAUUUUAGUCAUUGAAAAAAAUAUUUUUAAUUUCCACAAUUUCUUACUAAGGAUCUGGGCUUAAUGUGGUAAUAAAAAAUAAACACUGAAUUAGGAAUCAGAAAAUGUACCUCCUAGGUGAUAUUAAAAGACCUUUCACUGUUAGGUCCUAGUAGGACGUAGCUAUUUUGCUAUUAGCUAUAUAACCUACGACAACUCAUUUUGGCUCUCUGGUUGGUCUUCAGUUUCAUCAUCUAACAAAAAAGUGGGUUGAUAGUAUAAUAUCAAAGGUGUUCAUCUUAUAUAGAGAACCAAUUUACUAUCUGUUCUUCCUAUAUGUUUUAGCUAUUGUUCGAUUUAGCCUAUAAUGUAUGCCUAUGUUUGUAUGCAUACUUACAUAUAUGUAUGCAAAUAUAUUCAUAAGAAGAAAAAAUAUGCAAUUGAGAUAAUGUAGGAUAGCCUUAAAAAUGCCCAUUUUUGUUGUUGGUAAUAAUAGCAGCAAUCAUUGAUUUAUAGAGCAUUUUAAGAUUUAUUGCUCACAAUAAUUUGUUGAACUAGAUAAUGCAAUUAUUGUUAUUCUCACUUUAUAGCUGAGCAAAGUAAGACUGAAAGAUGUCUGAAAGAUUUUCAUGUUUAGGUAGCUGGGAAAUGUUGGAGCUGCUACUUGAGCCUACAUCUUCCGACUCAACAGUCCAGACUUUUUAUCUAAGCUCCUGUGGGGUUGCCAUCCUGACCUGGAGGUAUUCCUGUGCGUUGGAUAGACUGCUGAUGCUUACCUUUCUUGCUUCUCUUGCCUGUCCUGGGUUUGUAGGCCCUGAUACUGUUUAAAACUUGAUCCUCUUUUGUAUAGGACACACAGGGAUUCUGUACCAGAAAACUCAUCAGGGAUUCCCUGCAGCCACCCGUGACUGUUGCUUGAUGAAGUAUUUCGGUGUCUUUUCCCUUCCUUGUUUAUAGCCCACUUUACCUGCUCUGGUGCUCAUUUCUCCGGCCUAAAGUGACCACGGAGACUCUUGUCCUUCCAGCUUUGUUGUAUUGAGCCUGUUAGGGUUCUAGCUGUGUCGACUGGUGGACACUGUCGGAUGUUGUGACGCCAGAAGACUGAGCACUGAAGGAGACACAAGAGAAGUGGACGGGGCCGAUGGAUAGGAAUUAACUCACUGUCGCCUUUUAACAUUUGAGGACGAGGCGUUACGACCUUUGCGCCUUGGUGGUGUUUAUGCUCAAUAGAUGGGUCAAACCUGACCUAGAGAUCUGGACAGGACUUUCUUUUUAUUACUGUAGGAAGGAGGAUGAGCAAUUUUGGAAUAAAGAAGGCAGGGAAAAUGCUGGUAUUAUAAUGGUGGUUGUAGGGACGUUGGACAACCCAAAGAGAGCAUGUCUCAGAUGCUUAAUUCUUCCCAAGGUGGGGGAAAGGGCAGAAUAUUAGAGACCAAUAAGGUCUUUUAAUUUUGCCUUCACCCUAGUCACUAGUCAAUGAAAUCAAUGCUCUACGUUGUGCCAUGCCUGAGUUACCCCUUGGGGAUUCGUUGGGAGACGUUUCAUUCUUCCCACAUUCAACCCAGACACCCAGUUAGACUAGCCUCAGUGUUCGCCAUAUAAGCUGUCCCACUUCCUCAGAGAGAGAAGAGAAGGAGGGAGGGAGGGAGAGGAAGAGAGAGACAGAGAGAGGAAUGUGCAUCUCCUCUCCCUACUCCCUUCCCCACCCAAAAAAAAAACAACCCUCUGUAAAUGGAACAGCAGGUUUCGGAUUUUCCUAUUUAUAGAGACUUCUGGAAUAUAUCCUUCAGCCCAUCAGGCUUCACUAUAUAUGCCAGGCCCUUCUGUUUAGGUACCUAUAAAAGAGAACAAAAUUAUAUGAAUAAGAAUUCUUUUAGAGUAUUAGUUCACUCCAAAUAGUCUUCAAAAUAAAAUACAUAACACGAGGGAGCCGGGCCUGUGGUCGAUGAUAACAUUUUCUCAACUCAAGCUAAGUUGUUCAUUUCUUUAAAACUUAAAAGUCUUAUUGGGUUGCCGACUACAGUCAUGCCCAGAGUCACAUCGCCAGCCUGGGUCAAAGGCCAGACUUGAACGCAAUUCUCGUUUCUCAUGUGAGCGAGGCCAGCUUGCUUUCUACACUAUAAAAUUGCUGGCUCUCUCCAGUAUAAACAGAAGUAACGUAUCCAGUAUGGGAGGUCUUGGUUCUUUCUUUGGUUUGUUUUUGAAAAUAGAAGCUGCCAAGACAUUGUUACCAAACACAAACAGAUAUCUAUGUAAACAAAUUAAUAAAUAGGAGGCUCAUGUUAAAAGGUAUCCCCUGGCUAUGGGAAUCUUGCCUGGUGCCUUGGAAACCUGCUUUCUUCUGGAGCUUACUGCAUUCUUUGGUCAGAUAGAAUAUAUAAAUCUGUGGCAUAUAAAUAGAAAUCUUGACAAAGAAUCAAGACAGAAAUCUUCAAGAAUAUUAUUUGGUAGAUUUAAAACAACUCUGUAAACACAAUAAAUACUCUAGCUGGGGCCUGCCCAGAACAGAAAACUAUAUUCACUGGGUUGUUUUAUUGGCAGCCUCUUUUCUGUGUUUGUCAUUCGGUUUCAGUUGUGUCUAACGGUGACCCCAUUUAAGGUUUUCUUGGCUCCAGCUCAUUUUACAGAUGAAGAAAGUGAGGCACGCAGGGGGAAAUGACUUGCCCUGGGUUCCACAGCGUGUAAAGUUUCUGAGGCCGGAUUUGAACUCAGGAAAAUAAGUUUUCUUGACUCCAGGCCUGGAAUUCCAUCUAUUGUACCACCAAGCUGUGCCUCCUUUAUGUGAACAUCACAUAAAGAAAAAAGUUCCUGUCCCGGAGAAGGAAGUCAUAUCAUAAUUGAGGUUCAUCGCAGAGCGCAGAUAUGACAUCUGAGAAGUGAGAGUAAUCAUGAAAACAAAGAUGAGAACAUCAUGACAAAAUAAUUUUAAUAUUUUUAUACCUGGCCCUGUGAAUCUCAGACACAGAUACUCAAGGUGGACACAUAGAAAUGUGCACGAGGUGCUUAAGUAUUCCUUUAAGGAUGUGAUCUGAAUGGCUAAAGCCUACGAUUUGCAUUACUAAUUAAAUUUGUUUAAGUCAUAGUUCUUAGGAAAGUGAAAACUUGCUCACUGCCAUACAUUUCCUUCCUCUUUUCAGUGUUCUCUGGCCUGAGGAAUUCUACUUUGUCUUCUCUUUUUAGUCAUGGUGUUUCUGGAAGGACUUUAGGUGCUGUUUUUCAUCUGCAUAGACAAAUGUGUGUUCAAGGGGCUUAGUAAAUGCACAUUGUAAUUGCUGAAAAUAUCGAAUUUUUAUAGGGCAAGAUGCCUGUCUUUGUGGACAUUUAAGACUAAUGUUUGUUGACGGGAUCAAAGACAUCAUCUCACGAAUAAACCUGACCAAGCCUAUAAAAAGGAUAGAGUAAAAGAAAUGAUAGUUGCAGGUUUUAGGUCGCUGCCUUCUUAAUGAAGAAACUGAAAAGAUGUGAUGAUAACACUUAGGAUCUUUAGGGUUGAAAGCGAUUUGCUCAGUAAUGGAAAUUUUAUAAAGAAAUAUCCAGAAUUGGUUUAAUCAGUUGUCCUUUUCCGUAGUCUCAGCAGCAUGCAUUGAUGUUGAUAGAUGCUACUGAAGCUUAUUUUGAGAUUUAGGAAUUUCUCCCAGACAUUUGAAAGUGUACUUUGUAAAUAUUUAAAAUACUCUUUUUUCAUGUGUUUAUAUUAUAUUUGAAAUACAGGCAUACCUCAGAGAUAUCACAGACUCCGUUCUAGACCACCACAAUAAAAUGAAUAUCACAAUAAA
Messenger RNA from Monodelphis domestica (gray short-tailed opossum), 10225 nucleotides. It is a transcript of the gene FOCAD, whose product is annotated as focadhesin. Lineage: Eukaryota; Metazoa; Chordata; Mammalia; Didelphimorphia; Didelphidae. Gene Ontology annotation, biological process: regulation of post-transcriptional gene silencing. The record is from RefSeq and is a predicted model, not a curated record.